AUGGCACCGCCGCUUUUCUGGUGGGGGGAGGAGAAGCCGAGGGUGACGCCGGUGGUGGUGAAGAUGUCCAACCCUAACUACUCCCUGGUGGAGCUCUCCUCCCCCGCCGCCGCCGGUCAGAAGGGCUCUCGUGGGAAGAACGCGAAGCAGCUCACCUGGGUCCUCCUCCUGCGGGCCCACCGCGCCGCCGGCUGCCUUACCUCCCUCGCCGCCGCCGCCUCCUCCCUCGCCGCGGCCGUCCGCCGCCGCGUCGCUUCUGGGCAAACCGACGCCGCCGACGAAGAGGAGGAAGACGAAGAGGAUGGGGAGGAGGCCGCCGCUGGCGGCGCCGCCGAUGAGCUGGUUGGCCGGCGGCGAUACGGGGGAAGGUUCUAUUCCUGCAUAUACGGCUUCCUGCUCCUGUCCGUGGCCAUGCUGGGGUUCGAGGUGGCGGCCUACUUGCAGGGCUGGCAGCUGGGCGCCGCCGAGCUGCGGCGGCUGCCGCUGCGGGUGAGGGGGGCCUUCGACUGGGUCUAUGCGUGGUGGGUGAUGGCGAGGGCGGAGUACCUCGCUCCACCAUUGCAGCACCUCGCCAACGUCUGCGUGGUGCUCUUCCUCAUCCAGAGCGCCGACCGCCUCGUCCUCUGCCUCGGCUGCUUCUGGAUCAAGCUGAGGAAGAUCAGGCCCGUCGCCGGCGCCGGCGCCGGAGAAGACGACCCGGAGUCCGGCGGGUUGUUUUUCCCCAGGGUUCUGGUGCAGAUUCCCAUGUGCAACGAGAAGGAGGUCUACCAGCAGUCCAUCGCCGCCGUGUGCGGGCUGGACUGGCCGCCGUCGGAUCUGCUGAUCCAGGUGCUCGACGACUCCGACGAGGAGCCGACGAGGGCGCUGAUCCGGGAGGAGGUCGCCAAGUGGCGUUGCUCCGGCGUAAACAUCGUGUACCGCCACCGGGAGGUCCGGGAAGGGUACAAGGCUGGCAACCUCAAGUCCGCCAUGGCCUGCGACUAUGUGCAGGGGUACGAGUUCGUCGCCAUCUUCGACGCUGACUUUCAGCCCGCCCCAGACUUCUUGAAGAAGACGGUCCCCCACUUCAAGGUGAGCAGAACCUUCCUCCCAUCGCCAUGGCCGGCCCUCUGCAAAUCGCGGAGGGGGAGCUCUGAUUAAUGGCCGCUGGUGCAGGGGAAGGAGCGGGUGGGGCUGGUGCAGGCGAGGUGGUCCUUCGUCAACAGGGAUGAGAACCUGCUGACCCGCCUGCAGAACGUCAACCUCUGCUUCCACUUCGAGGUGGAGCAGCAGGUCAACAGCGUCUUCCUCGGCUUCUUCGGGUUCAACGGAACGGCGGGGGUGUGGAGGAUCAAGGCCUUGGAGGACGCCGGCGGGUGGAUGGACAGAACCACCGUCGAGGACAUGGACAUCGCCGUUCGAGCUCAUCUCAAGGGCUGGAAGUUCGUCUUCCUCAACGACGUCGAGGUUGUUGACCUUCUUCCUCCUCCUUCCUCCAUUCUCCACCAUCGCCACCCUCCUCUGACUCACUCAGUCCCCUUCUUCCUCUUCCCCUCGCUGACAGUGCCAGUGCGAGCUGCCGGAGUCCUACGAAGCUUACCGGAAGCAGCAGCACCGGUGGCACUCCGGGCCCAUGCAGCUCUUCCGCCUCUGCUUCGCCGAUAUCCUCCGAUCCGAGGUACGCCCGCCAUGGCCAUCUUCCUCAACUGAUCUGAACUGAACUGAACCGUGAGAGAAAUUUGCAGAUCGGAUUCUGGAAGAAGUCGAACCUGAUCCUGCUCUUCUUCCUCCUGCGGAAGCUGAUCCUGCCCUUCUACUCCUUCACCCUCUUCUGCAUCCUGCUCCCCAUGACCAUGUUUGUCCCCGAGGCGGAACUCCCGACGUGGGUCGUCUGCUACAUCCCAGCCACCAUGUCCUUCCUCAACAUCCUGCCCUCCCCGAGGUCCUUCCCCUUCAUCGUCCCCUACCUCCUGUUCGAGAACACCAUGUCCGUGACCAAAUUCAACGCCAUGAUCUCCGGCCUGCUCCGCCUCGGCAGCGCUUACGAGUGGGUGGUCACAAAGAAGUCCGGCCGCUCCUCGGAGGGGGACCUGCUGGCGAUGGCGGAGAGAGACCCCCUGAAGCGGCCGCACAAGGAACAGAGGAAGAAGAAGAAGCACAACAGGAUCUACCGGAAGGAACUGGCCCUCUCUUUUCUCCUCCUCACCGCCGCCGCCAGGAGCCUCCUGUCGGCGCAGGGCAUCCACUUCUACUUCCUGCUCUUCCAGGGGGUCUCCUUCUUGCUGGUGGGUCUCGACUUGAUCGGCGAGCAGAUAGAAUGA
Messenger RNA from Spirodela intermedia, 2300 nucleotides. The record is from the annotation of a GenBank genome assembly. Lineage: Eukaryota; Viridiplantae; Streptophyta; Magnoliopsida; Alismatales; Araceae.